AUGACGGUCCUCUCCUCGUCGGGUGAGACGCUGCCGCAGCGCAUCGCACGAAGGGAAGCAGCAGUCAGGUCGCAGUGGAACGCCCUUGUCAAGGGACAGCAUGGCGACUUCCAACAGCGCUGGCUCGCUUCUGCGCAAGCAUCCUCUUCUUCCUCUUCAUCGAUACAUACACCACUGCGAUCGCUGCACUAUGCCACGUCUUUGGCGACGAUCGACCCGUCAUCAUCGACCUGGGCAUCUCAGCUGAAGGAGAAACGCAAUGACUAUGCUCGAAAGCGGCGCAAAGUGCUCAGAGCGCCCGAUGGUACGCUGCCCGAGGGGAUCGAGGACGAUCCAGCUGACGAACAGCAGGGUCGCCCAGCAGAUUGGACAGUCAACAACCCCCUUAGCUUAGAUGAGCAGAAUCCAUGGGCUCUGCAUCGCGCCUCUAUGGAGCUUCUGCAGACCAUAGAGACCGAUGUAUCUCGCUGUCUACCCGAAGUGGCGAGCCUGAGAGAUAUCUCCAUACAGCGGUCACUAGCCCACCUUCUCUUCGUAUGGUCCUCUCUGAAUCCUCGAAUUGGCUACCGGCAAGGCAUGCACGAGCUUGCAGGCGUGCUAUGGAUCGUCCGAGAAUCGGACAGUCUUACGCGAAGCAACAACGGCCAGUCCGACCCGGCAGGGGAAGUUCUGGACGAGCGCUACGUAGAGCAUGAUGCCUACGCGAUGUUCAAUGGGCUCAUGACCAGGAUAGAAGAAUUCUAUCAAUGGCAGGCAGCCGAAACAAACUCUACGGGCUCCAACACGGCCCCGCCAUACCAGCCUCCCAUCCUCCAGCGCUGUGCCAACGUUUCCUCCAGCCUAAAGAGGUGUGACCCGCUCUUAGCAGCUCACCUGUUCUCACUUGGCAUUGAGUCCCAGCUGUACCUCCUACGCUGGAUGAGGCUGCUCUUCCUGCGCGAAUUCUCUCUUGGAGCAACAUUGGAGCUAUGGGAUGUGAUUCUCAGUCAGCACGGUGGACCUCAACAGGACAGUCGGCUCGAAGCGGUAGAUUGGAUCUGCAUUGCUCUGCUCCUGCGCAUGCGCAAUCGACUGCUGGUUGAAGAUCAAGGAGAGGCGUUCCAGGCUCUCUUACAUCCUUCUCAGACCGAGCAAAGCGACGAAGAGGACAAAGCAGAGGCCCACACGGCCACGGCAUCUAGUUCUCGGUCGAGUCCUUCGCGGGCACCUGGCCGCUCUCAUCAUCAUACACCUCUCCUCUAUACCCAGUCACUCGCCUUACGAGCGAACCCGAAUCCUCAGACGGGCGUGCAGUGCGUCUUUCAGAAUGCAGAGCUGCUAGGCAUUCCCAUCGCGCCGCCUCCCAUCAGCAGCGAACGGUCAGACACAUCGCCAAAUGCAAGGGUCAAGUCCGCAACACUGCCUCACGCUGCAAGGAAAGCUCGCGUCCCACUUCCGCUGACUCCCGACAUGAUCCCGGAAGGACUCAGUGAGCUAGCUCGGAACGUCUACACCAGCUAUGCGUCUGCCAGGCCGGACUCUGCCUUCUUUGCGACUGCUCAGAGACUUGCCACUGCCUAUGGGGCUGGCAAGCGAGCAGACGACAGUCGUGGCGACGGCGGAGGGUUUCCAGAGCGGUCUAGAUUGGACGAUCUCGAGAGGCGGCGCAGGGAAGGGGAGCGAGGCGGAGGCAUAGUGCAAGCCCAGCAGCAGAGCGGGGACGAAGCUAGCAAAGGUACACCAACUGCCCCGGUCGCAGUGAGGGACAGAGACGGCAAGAUGGGGGAGGCCCUGGCCGCUGUCAUCUCUGCGCUCGAGAAGGACUGGCAAGGUGAGCAAUCGCUGCCAUCUCAGGAGGCUACUCCUGCUUCACCCGCCGCAUCGCAGAAGCAGGCCCGCUACUUCUCAGCGCUAGCUACGCUCAAGCACAUACGGGAUGUUCUGACAGGCCGCGAGGCAGGAUUCGACGAGGCAGGCAUGAAGGCUACUCUUGCGGCUUUACAAGAGAGCAAUGCAGGUGAAAUCGAUGGGACGGUCACGUUGAGCUCCAAGACAGACUCAAAAUCAGCAAACGUAUCGUCGACUUCACCAGCCUCGCGACUUGCUGAGUCGCCUGCCGAGCCUCCCUCAGAGGCCCAUACCGAACCGUCCUUGGUGCAACAGCACGUCUCCACAUCGCGUCCCCGCAAUCCUCCACCCGCAAAGGCGCCUUCGCCUACUCUCCCUGCGCCAGCCAAAUCAGAAGAUCACACCGCUCGCCGACCUUCCACCCAUGGCCAGGCACAAGCCGCAGUGCUUCAGGAUUCCCAAAGGAGUGCAGCAGGCGGCGGGGAUCCGCUUGGCGUCUUGUGA
Microstroma glucosiphilum is the source of this 2331-nucleotide messenger RNA. Its product is annotated as RabGAP/TBC. The transcript has 2 exons. Gene Ontology annotation, molecular function: GTPase activator activity. The coding region runs from base 1 to 2331 and encodes 776 amino acids. The record is from RefSeq and is a predicted model, not a curated record. Gene Ontology annotation, biological process: activation of GTPase activity. Lineage: Eukaryota; Fungi; Basidiomycota; Exobasidiomycetes; Microstromatales; Microstromataceae.